AUGGCCAGCUUGACCCAGCAGCCUCUUCCUGCUGAGGGCCACUGGAUGAUGAGGGGGAGAAUGAAAAGACUGGAAGAUAAGAAGGCCGAGUUGCAGAAUGUGUCACAAGCAGAAGACAGAAGGGACUCAGAGUUGAGAGAGCUGGCCCUGGAGACCUUCGUGGAGCUCAUCCAGCAACCAUCAUGCAAGGUGGUGCUGGGGACGGCCCUCUUACUUGGAGGGGGAGGCCUCUUGCUGUGGCUUCAGAGGAAGAGAAGGAAGACCGCUUCCGAGUCGCCACAAGAUGAGCACGAGCCACAAAGCACACAAUGCCUCAAAGCCCAGAAUGAGAGCUGGAUCAAAUCUCACUUUAGCCGCCUUUCUGAAGAGAAGCUGGCCACCUGCAGCAGCACUGCCACUCCCCAGCCUGAGGGUGGCAACAGAAGGGCCGGCGCUGUGAAGCGCAUGGAGUCCUCCACCUGGAGGCAAAAGGAAGCAGGCGCUGCCCACGACCAGGGGCCCUUCCCCAGCAAGCAGAAGAUAUCUGGGUCCUCCGUGGUCAAAGAGACCCAUAAGGAGUCCUCACCCACAGAUGAGGCUACGUGGGCCGCCGUGACUACCAGUACUAAAGAGAUCGAUGCCAAGGGACGGCAGCUGGCUAACUCCAUGUUGCAGCGUGCCAUGGUUUACCAGAAUUCGGGCCACAUGGAGUCCAAGGACAUCAACCAAGAGGAGCUGAAAGCCCUUGAGGAGGUAGAGAUAAAGCUGAAAAGCAAUUUCCUCACCCAGCGGGAAACCACCGUAGCUGGUAUGAACCACACACAUGCCUUCCAUGGCCAUAGUCACCAUGGCCACCAGGAUCAUCCAAGCCACCCAAACCACCAGAGCCACAGCCUGCCCAGCCGCAGCCAUCAGGCCUAUCACCUCUUCGAAACCACCUAA
This is a messenger RNA of Pteronotus mesoamericanus, 921 nucleotides long. RefSeq names its product chromosome unknown C10orf62 homolog (gene CUNH10orf62). The coding region runs from base 1 to 921 and encodes 306 amino acids. The record is from RefSeq and is a predicted model, not a curated record. The transcript is spliced from 2 exons. Lineage: Eukaryota; Metazoa; Chordata; Mammalia; Chiroptera; Mormoopidae.